Molecule: messenger RNA, 911 nt
Organism: Acipenser ruthenus (sterlet)
Lineage: Eukaryota; Metazoa; Chordata; Actinopteri; Acipenseriformes; Acipenseridae
Product: alpha-ketoglutarate dehydrogenase component 4
Exons: 4
Coding region: 102-458 (118 amino acids)
Biological process (GO): 2-oxoglutarate metabolic process
Source: RefSeq, a predicted model, not a curated record
ACGAUAACAAAGGAAGAAGCGCCAUCUCCAGAUAAUAAUCUAAACUGCAUUUAAAGUUCGCUUGCUUUGGAUCCCGGAAGCACAAACUUGCGAAGGUCAACAUGGGGAGCAAAAUGGCAGCUGCCAGUAGGGUAGUACAGACGGUGAAAUCUCAUGCGCCUUUAAUAAAAUUCCCUGAUAGACUUGGCAGCCCGAGGCCUAAUGUUUUUGUUUCAGUGCAGGAAGCACUAAAAACAAUGAAAAUGACCUCGCCACCACAAUCCACCGGGACCCAGAUGGCACAGUCGGCAGUAGGAUCUGCAUCCAGACCGCCAGGUCCUCCAAGCUCAGCAUCACUUAGCUGGUUACCAGGCCCCCCCGACACGGCAAGCUCAGUGAGAGCCCUUCCUCACAAAUACAGGAGGAGGACGAUGGCAGAAGAAGAAAUGGGUUAUAUCCAGCGCGGAGGACCAGAAUGAAACUGAAUUCAUCUACGCAUGGACACCUUAUAGCUGGAAAUCUCUCAUUUUCCUGAGAUGCUAAAUGUUUUUUUGUUUUGUUUUGUUUGCGAGGGCUGGUUUUCAAAAGAUAAACAUCAAAAUAAAGAAUGCUUUAUUCUUGGCAAAGAAACAAUAAUGUUAUGCCUACAUAGCAUUUGUAGGUUGUUUUGUAUUAAUGUAAACUGUAAAGGAUUUAUGUAAACACUAAUUCUGGAUUUACAAGUAAUUACAACACCACAAUUGUAUAUGUUUAAUGGUUUUGAUUUUAUGCAUAUAGUGAAAGUAUUUUUUCCCUUUUCAACAACUUUAGACUAUUGGGGGAUUAUUUAGUUACAUAAAGUACUUCCCAAACCAAAAUGCAUAUAUUACUGCAUAUUUUACUAAGCAUUGCAUUGCAGUACCAGUGUUGAAUAAAAUGAAGGUUCAGAUUCA